GAUUUCCAUGGACUACGUGAGCGAAUGCAGCAGCCUGUCACUGCUAUUGCGCAGGGUCGUGAUCGACAAUGCCGUUCGCCCCACUGCGACUCUUGUCACGGUUGAUAGUGCUAGAAGGCAUGGAAUUUUACUUGAGGCCGUGCAGAUUCUCACGGAUCUGAACCUUUCCAUCAAAAAGGCUUACAUAUCUUCAGAUGGAAGAUGGUUCAUGGAUGUUUUCCAUGUGACUGAUCAAAUCGGAAACAAACUUACGGAUGCGAGCGUUAUCAGAUACAUUGAACAGUCUAUGGGCAGCAUUCACUAUGGUCGGACUAACGGCCUAACAGCCCUAGAACUAACUGGAACCGACCGUGUUGGUCUACUAUCUGAGGUUUUUGCUGCGCUAGCUGACCUUCAAUGCAAUGUUGUGGAAGCUAAAGUUUGGACUCACAAUGGCCGAAUUGCUUCACUAAUCUAUGUGAAGGACUGUGAUUCCGGUUGCCCCAUUGAGGAUUCCCAGAAAAUAGACCGAGUCGAAGCUCGUUUGAGGAAUGUACUCAAAGGUGACAAUGAUAUUCGCAGUGCUAAGACCUCGGUGCCUAUGGCGGUCACGCACACUGAGAGGAGGCUGCACCAAAUGAUGUUUGCGGAUCGUGAUUAUGAGUGGAAGCCAAUUUUGAAGCGCAGUGAUGACUGUCCCAUUGUCACGGUUCAGAAUUGGAUUGAGAGGGGUUACUCUGUUGUGAAUGUUCAGUGCAAGGACAGGUCGAAGCUUUUAUUUGACAUUGUUUGCACGAUGACAGACAUGGAGUAUGUUGUUUUUCAUGCUACUAUCAAUACAGCUGGAGACAGAGCAUAUCGGGAAUUUUACAUUAGACACACAGAUGGGACUUCAAUUGAGAGAAGGGCUUCUGAGGGUGUGAGGCUUGAAUUUUCCGCGGAAGAUAGGCAGGGGCUUUUGGCCGAUGUUACAAGAACGUUCCGAGAGCAUGGGCUUAAUGUGACGAGAGCCGAUAUCUCAACCGAAAGAGAUAUGGCCGUGAAUGAGUUUUAUGUGACGGAUGCAAUUGGUAACACUGCGGAUUCAAAACUCAUUGAAGCUGUUAGACAAAAUAUAGGGUUGAGUAAUUUGAAAGUGAAGGAAUUGCUAAUGAUUUGUCAUAAGAAGGUUGAGAGUGAAGAGCAACCAGUUGGGGUCGGUGGGGCGGUGUUAUUAUCACUUGGGAGCUUAGUGAGGAGGAAUCUAUACAACUUGGGACGGUGGUGGAAUUUGGUGAUAGUAGUUAUAGUAGGUUGGGUUUUGUUGGAAUUUGGCGUUGCUUUAUUUGAAGAGGGAUUUGAAUUAGAAGAAGAGGAAACAGGUGGAAAAAGUAAAAGGUUGUGUUGUUGGCUGGGGGAGUUUGUGGGAUAUAGAGGUUAUUGCUGGCAAGCACAGAGAAAAGUAGUAGGUAGAUGAAUAGGGAAUUUGUUUCAUACAGAACGAAUGUGUACAUAUUAACCACGUGUAUCGGGAAGAAGACAAGUUAGCCAAGGAAGGGGGCAUCUCAAAAGUGAAUUUUGUUGUUUUUUGAUCAGCCUCCUUCAUCUGAACUUUGUAAUUUUUUGUUAUCUGAUACUGUUGACAUGUACUGUUUAAGGCGUUUAGCCAAUACUCAGGGCCAAAAUGGCCAAAUACUAUCUAUUUUUGAAAUUU
This is a messenger RNA of Quercus robur (English oak), 1672 nucleotides long. Its product is annotated as ACT domain-containing protein ACR8-like. The record is from RefSeq and is a predicted model, not a curated record. The coding region runs from base 8 to 1435 and encodes 475 amino acids. The transcript has 6 exons. Lineage: Eukaryota; Viridiplantae; Streptophyta; Magnoliopsida; Fagales; Fagaceae.